Drosophila serrata is the source of this 3319-nucleotide messenger RNA. It is a transcript of the gene Ube4A, whose product is annotated as Ubiquitination factor E4A. Gene Ontology annotation, biological process: ERAD pathway; ubiquitin-dependent protein catabolic process; protein polyubiquitination. Gene Ontology annotation, molecular function: ubiquitin-ubiquitin ligase activity. NCBI's taxonomy places the organism in Eukaryota, Metazoa, Arthropoda, Insecta, Diptera, Drosophilidae. Gene Ontology annotation, cellular component: cytoplasm; ubiquitin ligase complex; nucleus. The record is from RefSeq and is a predicted model, not a curated record.
UUAGCGUUGCCACAUCUGUCUUCAGCUGACUUGGACGAACAUUGGUAUGAAACAUUCGUCAAUCUGGCAGGCCUGGUCCAAUCAUCUGUGCCCCCGACCCACGCAAGCACACCAAAAGAGGAUGACAAAUGUUGACGAGAACCCGUUCGCCGCCCUGCUGCAGCAGGGCACGAAGUCCGAUGAUGUGUCCCACAAAUUGGUUGAGGAGGUUCUUCUCUUUACACUGAACAAGGCCCGUAGUGCCGACGGCACUAAUCUGCUUUGUCUGUCCGAUGUGGUGGUGGAUACUAGUGACGAAUCGCUGGGCGAGGACUUGGUAGCUCACGCCCUUUUCGAGCGCCUGAUGCUGAACGAAACAGCGCAGUACAGUGCAGGGAAAGCCAGUGCGGAGGCCCUGGAGUUGCGAGCCAUAUGUUAUCUUCAUGGAGCCUUCGCUCGGUGUGAACGGAUCCAGGCCGUGCAGAAAGUAAACUGUUCCACUAUCAUAGCUCUGAUCCUGAACAACGCCAGCACCUGUAUGCGCCAGCCGGAUCUCUUUGCGCCGCAAUCGUUCGCCAGCCAGUGGCUGGAGCUGUUUGAACAGGCCGAUGAGCACGACACCAGCACUUUAGAGUUCCUGGUUCGUGUGGCCUGCAAGGUUGUGGAGGAGGACGAGCCAAUAGAGGCACUGGGUGCCCUCAAAUCUAUUUUCUAUCCCCUGCUGACCGAGCUGCAAAAGCUCAUCGUUAAGGAAAAUUUGGUGACGAUCAAGAAGAACAUUUUCUGGAUUCUGGGCUUCUUUGUGCGUGACAAACGAGCAGCGGUGUUGGGCGAGCUGCUUAUAGAUUACACCACACCCAACCCCAAGGCGAAAGGUGGCGAUUAUAUGGACACUCUGCUGGGCAACCUUCUCUGCAUCUCUAUCCUGCCCAAAACCCAGGGAGCCAAGUACGAGUUCUUCCAGCAGAUAUCGCUGAACCAGUCGGAUCCCGCCUUAUGGGCAGUGCUCGCCCGCCAUCGGGAUUCCAUAUUUCAGCUGGUUAAGCAGCUGCUCGUUGUAUCGCCCGAGACCAAAAAGAAGACGCUUCAGUGGCUGGCAAAUUGCCUGGACGCGAAUCUGUCACGCGGGCAUCUGUGGAGCAGCAUCAACUUAAAUCUAGAGCAAACGGUUCACAGCACGGCCAGCGAUGCGUUUAUGACGAACUUAAGUGCAGUCCUAACACGGUUAUGCACCCCAUUGUGUCAGCCAUCGCUAAAAGUCCUUCUUGUUGAUCCCACAUACUGUGCCGUAGAGGACAAGGAUCGGUUGGCUAAGGGCGUUAGUUUGCUGAAAGCUCAUGACGAGACUUGCUUGCUUCCGACCCAAGAAGGCGAAGAGCGUCUGACGGCCGAAAAAUACAAUUUCGUGACAGAGAUAUUCUUCAUGACCCACAAAUGCUUCGAGCUCGCGAAUCGGCCCUGCCUCGAGCGUCUCAGUCGGGCAAUGCGCGAACUGCAGAACACACAGACGGCCUACGAGGAGUUAGUGAGUAGCGAUCCCAACAACGAACUGACUAAGAACCUCUUUCGCACCUUGCUCGAGCAGAUGCAGCAGGUUCUAUCAAUCAAGAACGCCCUUUCCGAACCUACCAACGACAGCGACGUGCUGAAAUUUUUCGAGGCCUCUGCGAUCUGGCUCACCGAGGUAGCAAUGCUGCCCCGUGAGAUCUACGAACAGUGCGUAGACAAGCGAGACUUUUCCCCGCAGAUACUGCGUAACUUGGAGCUCCUCUCAGACACGCCGCCCUUUGUGGCCCCGUACAUGAAGUCCGUUCCGGAGAGCAUUAUCGACAAUAUUGCUACGUAUUUGAAUUUCUGCCGGCGUUUAAAUAGUGAUCUUUACAUCCACCUAUACUUUUCUGCCCACGAUGCCUUCUUCAAGAUGAUCUUGCUUUUCAUGGGCAGCUCUGACCUCGUCAAGAAUCCCCAUUUGCGUGCCAAGCUAGCGGAGGCGCUCGAGUUUCUGCUGCCCACACAGAUCCUGGGGAGUAAUCGGCAAGCCUUUAACACACGUGUUUUCGAAAAUCACCCGGAUAGGCAAAAGGUGGUUCGCAGUCUGCUUAAUGUUUUUGUCAGCAUCGAGAUGACCGGCCAGUCGGUGCAGUUCGAGCAGAAAUUCAAUUAUCGAAGGCCCAUGUAUGCCAUUAUGGAGUUCUUGUGGACGAAGCCGGAGCACGUGCAAAAUUUCCGGAAUCUGGCCACCGAGGCGGAGGAAAGCAUGGAGGCUAUUGAGCCACCUAUUUUCCUGAGAUUUAUUAACCUGCUGAUUAAUGAUGCCAUCUUCCUGCUGGACGAAUCCUUGUCGAAUCUGGAGCAGAUUAAGCAGCUGCAGCUGGCCCAGGCCAAUGGUGAGUGGAACAGUCUGUCACACAACGACCGUCUGCAGCAGGUGACGAACCUACAGCAUCUGGGCAUGCUGGCGCGUUUCGACAACAUCCUCGGUAGAGAUACCAUCAACAUCCUAAAAUUGCUGACCACAGAGAUCAAGAGCAUUUUUUGCCAUAACAGCAUGGUGGAUCGAAUUGCUGCCAUGCUCAAUUACUUCCUGUUGCACCUGGUGGGGCCCAAGAAGGAACGCUUUAAGGUGAAGGACAAAAAGGAGUUUGACUUCGAUCCUGCAGAGACUGUGCUCGAGAUCUGUCGCAUCUACAUCAACCUGAGCACCGAUGACAGCUUCUGCUUGGCCGUUUCCCAGGACGGACGCUCAUACAGUGACCAGCUCUUUGACUAUGCCGAGAACAUUCUCAUUCGGAUUGGAGGCGGCCAACUGAUCGGGGAUAUGUCAGAAUUUGCUGAAAAAGUAAAGCGAAUGGGUCUUCAGUACAAGGAGGAGCAGGAGCUGCUGGCCGAUGCUCCUGAAGAGUACCUAGAUCCUAUUAUCUCUACGCUGAUGACGGAUCCUGUCGUGUUACCCAGCUCCAAGGUCACCGUGGAUCGGUCCACUAUUGCUCGCCAUCUUUUGAGCGACCAAACAGACCCCUUUAACCGCGAACCGCUUACCAUGGAUAAGGUCAAGUCCAACGAAGCCCUCAAACAGGAAAUCCAGCAGUGGAUUGAGGGCAAGCGGAACGAAGCGCGCUCAAAGAGCUGAGGAAGCUUAAAAGAAGAAAGAGGGGCAGCAACAUCAGGAGAGGCUGCUGUCCAACCAAAGAAUUAGGUACAGACUCAAUGUGUUUUUUCUCCUUUAUAAUGAAUUCCAUUCCCAGCAUUGUAUCUAGUGUAUGUGUCUGUUAUUGUCUCUUUAUUGUACAGUUCUUGGAUUUUUGGUCUACUAAGUCGAAUAAAUGGUUCUAUAUUUUAA